UACACAUAUGAUUGAGAUCCUUAAUAAAAAAAAACCACUUUGCAUAUAUAUAAUUCACAUUCUCGUUUCAUUUCUAUCUCUUCCGAAUAUCAUUCAAACAAAAUAAAAGUAACAAAUUAUCACUUUAGCCUAUAUCAUUCCUUUGAUCGAUCAGGUAGUUUUCUUACUUGUAUAACAGUCUCCGUUAGCCCACAAUGGGAGAUGCUCACGAUACGGAUAAGAACAUUGAGAUAUGGAAAAUCAAGAAGCUUAUUAAGGCAUUGGAAGCUGCUCGUGGUAAUGGUACCAGCAUGAUCUCUCUUAUAAUGCCUCCACGUGAUCAAGUAUCCCGGGUCACUAAAAUGCUUGGAGAUGAAUUUGGAACCGCUUCAAACAUAAAAAGUAGAGUAAACCGUCAAUCUGUUUUGGGAGCAAUCACAUCUGCCCAACAAAGACUAAAACUCUACAACAAGGUUCCCCCAAAUGGGCUUGUGCUUUACACUGGAACCAUUGUAACCGAAGACGGUAAGGAAAAGAAAGUCACCAUUGAUUUUGAACCUUUUCGUCCCAUCAAUGCAUCCUUGUAUCUCUGUGAUAACAAAUUCCAUACAGAAGCGCUGAAUGAACUAUUAGAGUCUGAUGACAAGUUCGGUUUUAUAGUUAUGGAUGGAAACGGGACCUUAUUUGGAACAUUGAGUGGUAAUACUCGAGAAGUGCUUCACAAGUUCAGUGUCGAUCUCCCAAAGAAGCAUGGAAGAGGAGGGCAAUCUGCAUUAAGGUUUGCUCGUUUACGGAUGGAGAAAAGGCAUAACUAUGUGAGGAAGACUGCCGAGCUGGCAACACAGUUCUAUAUCAAUCCUUCAACUAGCCAGCCUAAUGUUUCAGGACUCAUACUUGCAGGGUCUGCUGACUUCAAAACUGAGCUUAGCCAAUCUGAUAUGUUUGACCCCCGCCUGCAAGCAAAAAUCCUGAAUGUUGUUGAUGUUUCUUAUGGAGGUGAAAACGGUUUCAAUCAAGCAAUAGAAUUAUCUGCCGAGAUUCUUGCAAACGUCAAGUUCAUACAAGAGAAACGCUUGAUCGGCAAGUACUUUGAGGAGAUUAGUCAAGAUACCGGGAAAUAUGUUUUUGGUGUGGAUGAUACAUUGAAGGCUCUUGAGAUGGGGGCAGUUGAUAUACUCAUAGUUUGGGAAAAUCUAGAUAUUAAUCGGUUUACUCUUAAGAAUAUUACAACUGGUGAGGUGAUUAUUAAGCAUCUGAGUAAAGAGCAAGAAAGUAUUCAGAAAAACUUUAGGGAUGCAACCACCAAUGCCGAACUAGAAGUUCAGGAAAAGAUGUCUUUGCUUGAAUGGUUUGCUAAUGAAUACCGAAAGUUUGGUUGCACACUUGAGUUUGUCACCAAUAAGUCACAAGAGGGAUCUCAGUUUUGCAGAGGUUUUGGUGGAAUAGGAGGAAUCCUUCGUUAUCAGCUGGAUAUCCGAUCAUUUGACGAGCUUUCUGAUGAUGAAUUGUAUGGUGAUUCUGAAUAGCAAUCAAUCAUCCUUUACAUGCCGUUGCAGGCGAAUGUGGAAAACAGCCUGCACCGGGCACGAGCUCUCGCCAUUGUCACUGCUGUUCCUGUAUUGUUCUCACUCCGUGGAACUCACGUUGAGCUGUUGGAAAAAAUAUGUCUGAACAGAGGCGCCGCCGACGAUCCUGUAUUUCUUUAUGGAACUGCAGAGCCAUGCUGGACUCGUUUAAGCUCACAUCCAAACUAUUCAUAUAAGCAUGCUGGCCAUCACCUGCCCAUGGUUGUCUGAAAGCUUUCUUCUUGUGCUUAGGAGGAAGCUUCAACUGGUAGAGGCCUUUGCCUAAUGAUAUUCUCCAAGUAUACGAUGGUUACAUUUGUGGUAUUUGCCAACAAUAAAUAUGCUACAUGUGUAUAACAUGUACUAGAUCUAAAUAAAAAUCGCUUGUGUACUACUUAAGAGGUUUGUUAUCCUACAAUCCCCUACUUAUGUUUAUAAGUGAUUACAUCAACUAAAGAUCCAAAUUGAUUAAUAGUUGUAAUACUUAUUCCUCUUGUUUUGAUCGACAA
Molecule: messenger RNA, 2053 nt
Organism: Erigeron canadensis
Lineage: Eukaryota; Viridiplantae; Streptophyta; Magnoliopsida; Asterales; Asteraceae
Product: eukaryotic peptide chain release factor subunit 1-3-like
Exons: 3
Coding region: 195-1505 (436 amino acids)
Biological process (GO): cytoplasmic translational termination
Cellular component (GO): translation release factor complex; cytosol
Molecular function (GO): translation release factor activity, codon specific; sequence-specific mRNA binding
Source: RefSeq, a predicted model, not a curated record